Molecule: messenger RNA, 555 nt
Organism: Canariomyces notabilis
Lineage: Eukaryota; Fungi; Ascomycota; Sordariomycetes; Sordariales; Chaetomiaceae
Exons: 2
Coding region: 1-555 (184 amino acids)
Biological process (GO): chromosome segregation
Cellular component (GO): kinetochore; Mis6-Sim4 complex
Source: RefSeq, a predicted model, not a curated record
AUGGCGCCAACUGAGCAGAAGAUUCUGAGCAACUACCUGCUUGUCCCUGCGCAGCUGCCCGCGAUCAUCUCGCUGCAGGAAUUUGUUGCGCUGUUCCCCCGGUCACUGCAGUCAUCGCCGCACAUCCGCAGUCUAUACCGUAAUUUACAGAGCCAGAGAAAUGCACUCAUCGAUGCUGUGGCCGAGCAGAUCGAGGAAGAGGCCAAGCAUGGCAAGGCGAUGCGCCGCGCUGUGAUUCGCUCAAGACGGGAAACAGAGGCUCAAGAGCAUGACGAUGAGCUUGAAAUUGAGAAGAUGCUUGGAAAUGGGCUAAGCUCGCAAAAUCCCAAGCACAGCAUUGCCUCUAUCCUGCCAGACAUGGAGAGUGCCGUCAAUGAGCUUGAAAGCGAGCUGCAACUGCUAGAGGAAGAGGAAGCAGCUCUCCUUGCCUCUAUCCGGCAGACCGUGGGUAGCAUGAGCGAUCUGCGUUACGGCCGCCUGGCUAACAGCCGGCUGCACGAGCAAGUCCUUGAGGGCCUGGCAAACUUGCAGGAGACAUGUAGGGGGAAGAAUUGA